GUGUUUCAAGAGCGUCAUGUGACCUCACUUCAGACAUUAGACCUGCGCGGGAGAAAGCAGCAUUAAAGCAGCUUUUCGGACCCGGAAGCGCGCAGUCAGCGUAGCUAACCGUGAAGACAUGUCGACGUCACCGGCCGCAGGAGGGGGACCCACCCGAGGGCCCGCGCGCUUCAUCAGCGGGGUGGUGGAAGGGUUUUAUGGGCGACCAUGGACCAUGGAGCAAAGAACAGAGCUGUUUCAGAGGGAGCAGAAGUGGGGUUUGAACACGUACCUUUAUGCCCCUAAAGAUGACUACAAACACAGGAUGUACUGGAGAGAGCUGUACUCCCCCAAGGAGGCAGAACAUCUGAUCGCCCUGAUUUCAGCAGCUGAACAGCACAAAGUUGAGUUCAUCUAUGCAAUCUCUCCCGGUCUGGAUAUCACGUUCUCCAACCCCAGAGAGGUAGCAGCCCUGAAGAAGAAGUUGGACCAGGUGAAGGAGUUUGGCUGCAGGUCUUUCUCGUUGCUCUUUGAUGACAUCGAGACUGAGAUGUGCCCUGCUGAUAAGGAGGCUUUCAGCUCCUUCGCCCACGCUCAGGUGUCUGUCACCAAUCAGGUGUACCAGCACCUGGGAGAGCCUGAGACCUUCCUCUUCUGUCCCACAGACUACUGCGCUGCGUUCUGCACCCCCGACGUGUUGCGGUCCUCAUAUCUACUCACGGUGGGAGAAAAUCUCCUUCCUGGCAUCGACGUUCUUUGGACCGGUCCCAAAGUGGUGUCCCACACAAUCUCCGUCCAGUCCAUCGAGGAGGUGUCCUCUGUCCUGAGAAGGGCGCCGGUCAUAUGGGACAACAUUCACGCCAACGAUUACGACCCCCAAAGAAUCUUCCUCGGCCCUUAUAAGCACCGGCCCACUGAUCUGAUACCGAAGCUGAGGGGAGUUCUCACUAAUCCCAACUGUGAGUUUUACUCCAACUUCGUGGCCAUCCACACGUUGGCAACGUGGUGCAAAGCUUCACCUAAAGAGGGACCGAGGGUGGUGGAAACAGCAGCUGGAGAAGAGGAGACGGAGCCCUGCUACAGCCCCCAGAAAGCCCUGACCCUGGCCCUCACCGACUGGCUGCAGGAGUUCAUGAGCACCGAUCAGCCAGGAGGUUCUCGUCGUCCAGCUCUCCUCGAGCAAGAGUCUUCAGACGAGGAGCCCAUGCAGAUGGACGUGUCUGAGAGUCCCUACUGUCCUGGUCCUGGGGAGAACCCGUUGUACACAGCAGAACCUCUGACUCUGGAUGACCUGAAGCUGCUUUCUGACCUCUUCUACUUGCCGUACGAGUAUGGGGGCAUAGCCAGGAACAUGCUGGAGGAGCUGCACUGGCUCAAAAUCCACAGACAGGCGGCAGCAGAGCAGACGGACAAGACAGAGGAGUGGCGAUCCAAGGCGCGGCGGUUCGACAGCAGGUGUGAAGAUGUGGUGCAGAUGUUCAACCGUCUGUCGAACGCCCCAAACCGCAGCAUCCUGUACGACCUCUACAACUACAUCUGUGACAUCAAGAGCGGCGUCGGUCUGGCACGGGCCUAUGUCAAAAUGCUGGGAGGUCAGGGUCAACCUUCUGCCCUGGUAAUGAGUGAAGAUCCUGAACCCUGGGGCUUCAGAGGAGGCCUCUCCGGGGAGAUCCAGAGGAUGCUGCCAGGACACGGGAACCGGGACCUUUUCAAACACCCUCCCACGACUCCGGUUUACUUCAUGCGUGCUUACUGCGACAAGGACAAGACACAAGUGCAGAAGAUCUGGGAGGAGAUGCUGAGUGGAGGAAAGGAGCAGAGCCCUCUGAUGUUGCAGCUUCCGCUCAUCAGUGAUUGCCUGUCGUCGGGCCAAAUCUCCCCCUCCCCUGGGUGCGCUUUUGUCCUGGAGGAUGAGCUCGGGACUUGUGGUUAUGCUCUGGCGCUGACUGACGCCAAAGCAGUUGCUGCAGGGAUUCAGAGAGAUGUGAAUGAGUCGCUGUUGAAGGAUUUCCCCUCUCUGGUCGUUGUGCAAGUGCUUCCCCGAGUCACUGACCCGACUCCAGCCAAGCGUAUGGUGGGUCAGCUGUUGUCCUCCAUCAGCAGCAACGGGUCCAGAGGAGCGUUUUGUGAGUUGAGGCGAAGUGAUCGAAGGAUGCUCGAGUUUUACUCCAAAUUCGGCUCCUUCAAACAUAUACAAAUGGACUCUCAGGAUAUAGUUGUCAUGGCAACAAGCCUGUAAACUAGCUUUCCUCAGGUGUGAAAUGUUCUGACAACUGAGUAAAUGCCUUCUUGAAGAAAAAAAAGUAUCUUUUUCUGAAUCUUUGAAUUUUUAAACACCAACAAUAAAAGUGAUUAUUUCCGAUUAAA
This is a messenger RNA of Nothobranchius furzeri (turquoise killifish), 2346 nucleotides long. RefSeq names its product O-GlcNAcase like (gene ogal). Gene Ontology annotation, molecular function: beta-N-acetylglucosaminidase activity. The record is from RefSeq and is a predicted model, not a curated record. NCBI's taxonomy places the organism in Eukaryota, Metazoa, Chordata, Actinopteri, Cyprinodontiformes, Nothobranchiidae. Gene Ontology annotation, biological process: glycoprotein metabolic process.